AUGGUCGCCCCCAAGGGGCCCUCGAAUGACGAGGGGGCCCCAGGGGCCCCCCAGUUUGUCCCUUUGGAGCCCGUGAGACCACCUGGGAGACCUGAGGGUUUUAUUGAGAUACCUCCUGCUUACCAGGGGCAAAAGCUGGGAUGUACGUAUACCGCAGCAAGUGACCUCAAGGGGCCCUUGGAAUGGAAGGGUCCUGCAGAUGGCCCCGAGGGGGGCCCCAAGUUCGUAGAUACCUCCUUUAGGGGGCCUCCCGCUCUUUCGCAGGAGCUACUGGGGCCCUUUGUGGGUUGGACUAGGGCGGUGCACUUGGGUGCCCCCAACCCUCCUUAUGAGUUGAUGGAGUUUGAACCCGCUGCCCCACCUGUUCUAUCCAGUGAGGCAACAGCAGCAGCAGCAGCAGCAGCGGCAGCAGCAGAUGCAACAGCAUCUUCUUCCGCUCCCUCUAAGCGCAGCAACAAAGCUCCCAAGGGGCCUCCAAACAGUGCUAGAGGGAAGGAUGCCGCUCAAUUGGGGCCCCCAGAGGAGCCUUCUUAUUCCUUGCAGAGCCGCAAGAGGCCCCCUAAUCUUAUUCCACCAGAUGGGCCCCCCCAAGGGGCCUCCUCCCUCAAGAGCGUAGGUGCAUCUAAAGGCCCCCCAGAGCCUUCGGUACCCCCAUCGGGGGGCCCUCUUGGGGCCCCCCCACCCGUCGGGGGGGGCCUCCAACAAGAGUUGUUCGCAAAGUAUGGAGAGAAAAUCCUUCCCUACACUUGCUUAGACGUGGGGCCCCCCACGUCUGCUGCAGGGUCAAAUGGGGGCGCAUGUUGUAACCCUUCUGGAGCAGGGGCCCCUGCGGGGGCCCCUGUGGUCUCCCCUGGGGGCUCCAAUGGGGGGGCCCCUGGGGGCUCCUCUGGGAGUCCCCCUCUGGCCUCCCCUAGGACGGGGGCCCCUUUGUUAUCCCCUACUGGGGCCCCUGUUAGUUCCCCCGGCGGAUCACUCGCCAGCCCGGGGGGUCCCGCUGAGUCCCCCGUGGCUCCUGAUUCAUCUACGGGGGCCCCGAGCGUAGGUCAGGGGGCAUGGAGGGCAGUACAGAUUGAUGAUAUAGUACCUGAUGGGGGCCCCACGGGGGCCCCCGUUUUUCCCGUCUCUAAAGACCCCAGGGAGAUGUGGGGGCCCCUACUUGCUAAAGGGAUCCUUAAGGCAUUCAGGGGGCCUCUAGCAGCCGGAGGAGGGCCCCCACCUGUUAUUGAGGCCCUCACAGGCAGAAAGGAGGUACUGCUGCCCCUGUCUCCUUCUCUUGUCUCCUGCUACUGUCUUAAAGGCCUAUGGGCAUCUGUUAAGCUCAAGGCAAACUCUGCUGCUGCUGCUGAUGCUGCUGAUGCUGCUGCUGGAGGGGAGAGAGAGCAGGAAGGGGUACAACGGGGGGGACCCUUAAGGUCUGUAGGCGGCCCCUUUGAACAGAUGUUAGGAUGGAGGCCCUUUCUCCUUGCUGCAGCACAAGAAGGAGACACCCCUUCAGUAUCUCUCCUUAACAGGCAGUCAGGUGGGGGGCCUCUGCAGCAGCUAGCCGGGGCCCCUGGAGAGCUGUUUGCUGCGUUUGGGGAAGCGGAGAAGGUCGGGCCCCCCAGGCCUCCCCCUCACCUGGGGACCCUGGAGGGGCCCCAGCUUCCAUGUGAGCAGUUCCUAACAGACUUCAGUGGGGCCCUCCCCCUUAAUAGUCCUCAGCAUCCGCUUAAUAAGGAGGAGGAGCAGCAACGGGCGGCAGCAGCAGCAGCAGCUGCUGCUGCUGCUCCCCCUCAGAUCACAAGAGAAAAAGAAGGGGGCCCCAUCAUCGUACAGAGGCCCUUUGCAGUGCUGCUGCAGCAUCUCCUUGGAGGGGGGGCCCCUUUACCAGCAGAAAUGGACAGGGAGGAACCUGAGGGCCCCACCACUCCUGGCAGCGGGGAGGAUGCCCCUGUAGGAGAAAUAUUGACCUCGGAGGUGCACCCGGGAGCCCCUGGUGGUGGUGUUGCUGCUGCUACAGCAACAGCAGCAGCAGCGUCUGCUGCAGCAGCACCAGCGGCAGAACAAGAAGUAGGGUCUCCUAGAGGCAAAGACAGCAGCAACUCUGGUGGCAAUGCAGACACACCAAGGUCUGGCGGUGCUGCUGCUGCCGCAGUCGCACGCCGCGGCAGCGGAUCACACAUCGCUCAGCAGAACAAAGCAGCAGUCAUUCAGGAGGCACUGAAGACGUGGGGAGUGCCCUGGGCAACAGGGGGCCCCCCUCCUGUACCCCCUGAGGGCCUCCGCUUGGAGGGGGGCCCGUGGGUGCAUUGGCAAAAGAUGGUAGAUGCCCUGGCAGCCCUCGAUGAGGCCCCCCUUCAAGAGCUUUAUGAUUACCAGCAGGGGCCCCUCGCCCUUCAGUACCCUCUGAGGGCCUCUGUCUGUCUCCUUAAUAUCCCCAAAAGGAGACUGUUCCCCCCAGCAGCACCAGCAGCAGCAGCAACAACAACAACAGCAGCAGCAGCAGCACCAAGUCCUACUAGCAACCAUGUUGCAGCAGGAGAGGCAGGAGAGACAGCAGCAACAAACAAGAAACGCCUAUUAAAUUUCUUUCGUCCACACACACUUAUUUUGUCCCUUCAAGGGACACCUUCGCUGCUUAACAACCCUCAGCAAGGGGCCCCCAUAAAGGAGACUGGGGGGCCCCCCGCUGACAACGAGGGAUCCCUUCAGCAGCUGCAGCAACAGCAACUGCAGCAACAGAAGAAGCAAGAGAUGCAGCAGCAACAGCAGCAGCAGAAGCAGAGGGAAGACACUGCCUGCCACCUCCUUAAUCUCGAUACCGUUAUCCCGCAAUGGGCAGCAAAAACACCUCAAGUCUCUGCCUGGCUUGUUGCUGCUGCUGCUGCUGCUACUUCUGUUUCUGCUGAGCAUGGUGCAGCAACGGAUGCUGCGGGGGGCAUCAUCCCAGGGACUGCUGCUGCUGCUGCUGCUGCAGAGUUUGCUGCGGCAGCACAGAUGCUAAUGGGCCCCGAAAGGGUUAAUACACUGGCGACUGGAUGGGGGGCCCCCCAUGGCAGCAGGGCUCUUGCUGCUACGUCAGCAGGUUUGCUGCUGCAGCAGAUGAAGGGAGCCCUUUUAGCAGAAGAUGUGGGCCUCCCUCGCUUGGGGGCAGACAGGGGGCCCCCCCAGAUGCUAAGACUGGCUAGGGGCCUCAGUAGCUUGCUGCUGCACGGCGAGAAGGGGGCCCCUGUCUCCUGUCUCUUAGAGCUGGGGGCAGGUACCUUUGCUUUCCUUGUUAUCUUGAGGGCCCCCGCAGCAGCGGCACCCUUUACUGUCUCUUGGAGGAGGCCUUUGCUACAGUUGCAGCAGCUGCAGCAGCAAGCAGAGGCGGCUCAACAACAGCAGCAGCAGCAACAAAGCAAACGGAAAGGGCCCUCAAGCGAGUCCUCGGGGGCCGCUGCAUCCUUGCCUAAAGACGCUGCGGGGGCCCCCCAGGCAAUACUGCCACAGGGGCCCCUUGAAGUACCCUGCACGCACCUGAGCCUGGAGAGCUUCCUUGCGGGCCCUCCCCUGUCCUUCUGUGUGCAGCAGUACCCUAUUGUGGGGCCCGAGAGGGGGCCCCCCGGCUGUCACUCUAUUUGGUAUAAAGCAGAAGUGGAGGCCCUAUGGAGCUGCUUCUGGGGCCCCCCCUAUCUGCUGCUGAUGCUGCAGGUACCCCAUGCAGGCUUGGGGCCCCUCCUCCGGCUCUCCUUGACGCCACUCGGGCCUCCUGUGAGUGUGUCAGCUGCGGGGGGCCCCCAGGCCUUAAAGGGGGCCACCUCACAGGACCCAAAGCAGCAGCGCUCUGUAGCAGUUAACCUCGGGGCCUCAGACCUUCGCUCUCUCCCUUUGCUGCCAUUCCUAAAAGUACCCUUAAUGGACCCCUGCCUCCAGCAGCAGCAGCAGAUACAGCAACAACAGCAGCAACAGCCGCAGUACUACAUCGGUAGGUACUUGCUGCUGCUAGAAGCAGCACUUCCUACCCCCUCUAGGGCCGUCCACUGUUCCUUGAGUGUGGCUAUGCCUCCUCAGGGGCCCCCAGGGGCCCCGGAGGGCCCACUGGGGCCCCCUGGUGCUGAGGGGCUCCCAGGCCUUGACGCGUCUACCAAGGAUGCUGCUGGAGGACCCCCCCUCUCCCCCACAUCUCUCUCUCCUCAGCGGCCCCUCUGUAUGCAACCCCUGCCACUCACCUUCAAGGCCCUCUGGCAGGGGACCCCACUUGGGGGCCCCCAGGGCCCCCCCGAGCUGUUGGACCUCGUUGGGGGCCCAUACGGAGAGGCAAUCCUCCUAUGCAACCACAGACUGGUUGUGAGGGGUCCCCAAGCAGCUCGCCUGUCCCUUAGCCUGACGGCAGAAGGGGCUCCACCAGGGGCCCUGUUGUGUGCGAAGUUGCUGCAGCUGGUAAAGAGGGGGGCCCCCGAUGCCGCAAGAGACAAGCGCUUAGGAGAAGACAACAGCCACGCUACCUUAGAUCCGCAGCACGACGGGAGCCCAACAGCAGCAGCAGGAGCAGCAGGAACAAGUUCUAAGACCACCUCUAAGGCUUCUAAAGGAGCUGCUGCAGAGGCAGAUGAUGGCCUCACAGGGAAAGAAGACAUGCUGCAGAGGCCUGAGGAGGUGCUGCUGCUGCAGCAGGAGGCCCCCUCUUGCUGCAUAUUCGCUGAUGUCCAUUUGCUGCCUGGGGCCCUCUACGUGCUGCGUGCCCACUAUUAUGAAGAAGCACCACCUGAACCUCCCUCCCCCCGCUCCACCACAGAAAGCUACUACUGCAGAAGCAGCAGCAGCAACAGCAACCGCAGCACCAGCAGCAACAGCGGCAACGACAGCAACAGCAGCAGCAGCAGCAGCAGCAGCAGCACGUUGAACUGGGUGUUAGAGGCAACGGGAAGCGGUGAGGUGGCUGUGGGCCCUGAUAUAACAAAAGACGAGAUAGCAGCAGCAUGGAAGGAGCCUACAUACCCUGGUAGGAGCCAACAGGCGGUCCUCAGCAGGCGGCUGUACCUCCAGGGGCCCCCGGGGGCCCUUCUACGGGGCCCUCUCUUAGGAGGAAGCGUCAGCAGCAGUGCAGAUACCCCGGGGGUGCCCAACCCACUCUCGCUGCAGCAUUUGCUGCAACUCGUCUAUUGGAAGCUUAACUUAACUAUUGUGCAGUUUGUACAAGCACUUAAGGCAGAAGCGCAGCAGCAGCAGCAGCAGGAGGAGCAGCAAGACCAGCAGCAGCAGGAGCAGCAAGACCAGCAGGAGCAGCAGCAAGAAUCAUGGAGGCAGGAUGACAUAUUUGGGGUCCGCAGCUUCAGCGACUCUAAGAGGUUGCCUCCUUGGUGGGGGCCCCCCAGUAUAGAAUGCAGCCCCCGGUACCCUUUAUGGGGGGCCCCUGACAUAGAGAUAGAAGGAGGAGAGGGCCCCUUUGAAUUAACGCAGCAGAUAUUCUGCAGCAGCAAACUGCUAACUGAGGGGCCCCUCGGCCUUUUGAUUGGGGGCCCCGAUGCCCUAGAGAAGUUAUAUACAGAGUGUGUGGGGCCCGCUCUUGCUGCAGCAGGGGGAGGCCCCAUGACCCCGCAGCAAAUUGCUGCUGCUUUGGAGAAAGGUGCAGCAGGGGCCCCCCAGAAGAGUCGCGAGGAAGAGGUGGGGGGGCCCAGAGGUGGUGGGAACAACAAGAAGAACCAGGGGGGCCUCGACAAGAAACCACGGGGGCCCCCUGAGAAGGGUAGAGCCCCAGCAGCAUCAGGAGGCAGGGGCCCCCUUUCGAAAGGUGGUAAAGAUGAGGCGAGGAGAGACAGAGGACAGUCCAUUGUAUCCUCUGAGGGGGCCCCCACGGCCCCUGUUGCUGCUCCUCAACUCCUUAAGGGCCCCCUGCAACCUGAGCUCUAUACCCACCCUGAGCUUAAGAGGUUUGUUGCCUCUAUUGCAGGCGAAUCAGCAACACGUAUUGUGGGCCCCCCCAUCACUUGGGGUUCCCAGAUGGGGGCCCCCCUCUCCCUUUCUUGUGGGGCCCCCCAGGCAAAAGAGGGACCUUGCUGGGGGCCCCUUAUUGAAGAAGAGACAGCAACAGAUGAUCUUACAGAUGCGCUGGAAGAAACAACUGCCUGCAUUGGGAACAUGCGCGCCAUGCUGCAGCAGCAGGAGGAGCAACAGGAGCAGCAGCAGCAGCAGCAGCAUGAAGGUGUAGAAGAGGACGAAGGAGGGCCUCCCCCUCCGCAGGCGCCCGUCAGCCCUCUGCUGCGGGUAAGGGGCCCCCAAAAGGAGACACGGGAGGCCCUGCGUCUGUUGCAGCUGAAGAGACAAGAAGUAUUAAGUGCUGCAGCAGAGAUAAUGACAGAAGAAGCAGCAAAAGAUAUAAAAAUAGAUACCCUAGAGAAGGUACUGCAGCAAAUGCAGCAAGCUAAGCUAAGGGGCCCCCAUAAACAAACAGAAGAAAAACUACAAAAUACACUCGCGCUGUUAAAGGCAACACAAAGGACAUUUUGGAGAGGUCUGGCGGUAGCAGCAGCAGCAGCAGCAGCAGUCCUUCAGCAAAGAAGGAGGAUCGUCGUGGUCCUAAGAAGCGACAAGAAAGAGAAAAUGAUUAUCCUCCUCUAA
This is a messenger RNA of Eimeria maxima, 6579 nucleotides long. RefSeq lists its product as hypothetical. Gene Ontology annotation, molecular function: calcium-dependent cysteine-type endopeptidase activity. Lineage: Eukaryota; Apicomplexa; Conoidasida; Eucoccidiorida; Eimeriidae. The record is from RefSeq and is a predicted model, not a curated record. The transcript is spliced from 5 exons. Bases 1 to 6579 code for a protein of 2192 amino acids. Gene Ontology annotation, biological process: proteolysis.